Messenger RNA from Pipistrellus kuhlii (Kuhl's pipistrelle), 1962 nucleotides. RefSeq names its product iroquois homeobox 6 (gene IRX6). Bases 427 to 1914 code for a protein of 495 amino acids. Gene Ontology annotation, molecular function: RNA polymerase II cis-regulatory region sequence-specific DNA binding; DNA-binding transcription factor activity, RNA polymerase II-specific. Gene Ontology annotation, biological process: regulation of transcription by RNA polymerase II; neuron differentiation; cell development. Gene Ontology annotation, cellular component: nucleus. Lineage: Eukaryota; Metazoa; Chordata; Mammalia; Chiroptera; Vespertilionidae. The transcript has 5 exons. The record is from RefSeq and is a predicted model, not a curated record.
GGGCUGCCGCGCUGGGCGCGUUGGGUGGCCCGGGGCCUCGGGGCCCGAGGGCCCGCCUGGCGGCCCGGGAUUACCGUGACGUCACGCGGAGCCUCUGGCCGCCUCGGACCCCUCCGGAGUCGCACAGCCUCCCCACCGCGCGCCUUGGGGAACUCGCCGCCUCCUCUCCCUCCCCCGGCUCAUCCAUGGGCCCUCCUGCCUCCCGGCCCUCGGCAGCCUGUGCAGCGCCUUCGAGAGCGCGGGGCUCGGCGGGCCCGUCUGCCCUGGGCUCUGCCUCUGGGAGCGCCGAGCGGGCGGAGGACCCGGCGCUGGGCACCACCCGCAGCCGCGUAAGGAACUGAGGCAGCGCCCGGCUGGAGGCGCAGGACCGCGGGGGCCGAGGAGGGAGCACGCUAGGAAGAGGGAGGAGAGCCGAGGACAGCCACCAUGGCCUUCCCGCACUUUGGACACCCGUAUGGCAGCGCUUCCCAGUUCCUGGUGUCUGCAAACUCCAGCGCCACUUGCUGCGAAUCCUCCCCGCGCUCCGUCCCCGAUGUGGCCUCGGGCUCCAGCCCGGCGGCCGCAGCUCUCUGCUUAGCUCCCUACGACAGCCGGCUGCUGGGCAGUGCGCGGCCGGAGUUGGGCACGGCCCUGGGCAUCUAUGGAGCCCCCUACGCAGCCGCUGCGGCUGCCCAGAGCUACCCCGGGUACCUGCCCUACAGCCCAGAGCCGCCCGCGCUGUACGGGGCGCUGAACGCCCAGUAUGAGUUUAAGGAGACCGCAGGGAGCUUGGCGCCCAGCCUCUCGCAGCCGGGAGCCUAUUACCCCUACGAGCCCACGCUGGGGCACUACCCCUAUGACCGGUACCACUCGGCCACGGAGUUGAGCAGCGCAGGGCGCAGGAAGAACGCCACCCGAGAGACCACGAGCACGCUCAAGGCCUGGCUGCAGGAGCACCGCAAGAACCCCUACCCCACCAAGGGCGAGAAGAUCAUGCUGGCCAUCGUCACCAAGAUGACGCUCACCCAGGUGUCCACCUGGUUCGCCAACGCGCGCCGGCGCCUCAAGAAGGAGAACAAGAUGACCUGGGCGCCCAAGAACAGGGGCGGGGAAGAGCGGAGGGCCGAGGAGGGGGCCCGGGAGUCACCGGGCUGCUGCCUACGGGGUGAGGCCCAAGACCUCGCUGCGAGCCGGGAAGCUCAGGGACUCCUCCGGCUGAGUGACCUGGAGGAAGAGGAGGGGGAUGAGGAGGAGGAGGAGGAGGAGGAGGAUGAAGAGGAGGCAGAGGUCAUGGCUAUGGACAGGCUCGUGGAGUGCCACAAGGAUGCGCAGCCGCUGCCGACCCCAUGUGCCCUGGCUCCCCUGGGCCGGCCGGAGCGCAGGGAGUGCGGCCUGAAGGCACCCCGCUUCUCUUUCCCCGAGCCCCCCGGAUCCUCGGGAGAAGCUGACUUCCUGCGGGUGGAGCCAGGAGCCCCCGCCCUGACCACGCACUCCCCCUGCGGCCAGAAGCCCCGCAUCUGGUCCCUGGCGCACACGGCCACCGCCCAAGGGGCGCCCCCCGCCCCGCCCAAAACCCGCAGCAGCCCCGAGUGCCGCCUGACUCCCCGACAGCCCCCCACAGGCCUCAGAGACUCCGCACCGGACCAGCCUUGUUGCCUCGGAGCCAGAGCCUUCGGGAAGCCCGCGCUGGCGAUGCAGGUGCUGCCCCUGAGCUGCGCCUCGUGCCCGCGGCUGAGGGAGGCAGCGGGGCAGUGCCAGUACCCGCCGCCGUCCGGAGCAGAAGGUAGCGGGCCCCCCAUGGCGCUGGGACUGUGUCCAAAAGACCCCUGCCUGUGUGCUGCCCCGCCCGUGACAUACCCUUCGGGACCCUUGGGCACGGCCAGGUUCCACCUGGCACGGGAUGGGCGCACAGCCCUCUUUAAAACGGAAGCUUAGAGAGAGCAGUCCUAGGUUUCCCUCAUGUAAAAGCCAAAUAACAGUAAA